AGGAGUGACUCCAUUCUACCACUAUGAGGAAAAGUGGUGUUCCUCUCCUUUUGGGUAUCAUCUUCCUGACUCUGAUUGGAGUUCAAGGAACUCCAACAAUGAGGAAUGGACGCUGUUCCUGCAUCAACACCAGCCAAGGGACGAUCCAUUCAAAAUCCUUAAAGGACCUUAAACAAUUUGCCCCAAGCCCUUCUUGUGAGAAAACUGAAAUCAUUGCUACAAUGAAGAAUGGGGAUCAAACCUGUCUAAACCCAGAUUCAACAGAUGUGAUAGAAUUGAUUAAAGAGUGGGAGAAACAGGUCAACCAAAAGAAAAAGCAAAAGAAAGGGAAAAAAUAUAAAAAAAACAAGAAAGUCCCAAAAGUUAAAAAACCUCUACAUCCUCCUCAAAAGAAGACUACAUGAGCUACCAUUUUACCAACAAAUGUUUUGUGUUAAAAAGGUUCUUUUCAACUAUACUGAAAUAAUUCCAGAAAGGGAUGGCAUC
Molecule: messenger RNA, 486 nt
Organism: Balaenoptera ricei (Rice's whale)
Lineage: Eukaryota; Metazoa; Chordata; Mammalia; Artiodactyla; Balaenopteridae
Gene: CXCL9
Product: C-X-C motif chemokine ligand 9
Exons: 4
Coding region: 24-404 (126 amino acids)
Biological process (GO): neutrophil chemotaxis; antimicrobial humoral immune response mediated by antimicrobial peptide; inflammatory response
Cellular component (GO): extracellular region
Molecular function (GO): CXCR chemokine receptor binding; chemokine activity
Source: RefSeq, a predicted model, not a curated record